CUGCCAGAUAAACGUCAGAUAGGGCGAUAGCCAGCUGUUUGCGAAGAAAAACAAAUUUAACAAAUUGUGAAAAGUUAAAUGCAAGCGUUAUUAACGACCACGUCACAUCCCGUCGCUCAACAUGAGGUUUUGGCUAAUUGGUAGUGCUGCCGCCCUAUUCCUCGCCCUUCGAGCAGCGGCGGACAUCAGUGGCCCGGAGCUGCCCAACAACAUCACCACCAUUAACUCCACCUCAGCAGAAAGUACCAACUCCACUCACGCUUCGCCCGAAGUGACAGCCAGCAGUCCUCAGGGGAAUUUGUCGUUCUCAACUGCUACUUCUGGUAAUGGAAACAACACGAGGAAGGGUAACGCUACAACAGUGGCCACGGAGCCACCGCUCAUCGAUUCUCAUGCCGUCGAGCAGGAGCAUAACUCCUCGCUGUCCUUGUUCUUCGUUAUCUGCGUAAUCAUGCUGGGCAUUCUGCUGAUCCACUCCAUGCUGCAGACUGGAUUCCAGUACCUGCCGGAGAGCAUAGUGGUGGUCUUCCUGGGCGCCUUCAUCGGUCUGUCGCUGAACGUGAUGUCCGGAGAGAAUGGCAGCUGGAAGCGCGAGGAGGUCUUCUCGCCCAUGGGCUUCUUUCUGGUGCUUCUACCGCCAAUUAUAUUCGAGUCCGGCUACAAUCUGCACAAGGGAAACUUUUUUCAAAACAUCGGAUCUAUACUGGUCUUCGCCAUAUUCGGCACAACGAUUUCUGCAUUGGUCAUCGGGGCGGGAAUUUAUCUACUGGGCCUGGCAGAGGUGGCGUUUAGACUCAGCUUUUCCGAGUCAUUUGCCUUUGGCUCGCUUAUCUCCGCGGUGGAUCCUGUCGCAACUGUGGCUAUUUUCCAUGCCCUGGACGUGGACCCUAUUCUCAACAUGUUGGUGUUCGGAGAAAGUAUCCUGAACGACGCCAUAUCGAUUGUACUGACUGCCUCCAUCACCCAGUCGGCCAACGCAAAUGCUGAGGCCAGCACUGGGGAGGCCAUGUUCAGUGCAUUAAAGACUUUCUGCGCCAUGUUUUUUGCUUCUGCGGGCAUUGGAGUCAUAUUUGCCCUAAUAUCGGCACUACUUCUCAAGCACAUAGAUUUGCGAAAGCAUCCGUCCCUGGAGUUCGCCAUGAUGCUUAUGUUUACCUACGCCCCCUACGUCUUGGCCGAAGGAAUACAUUUAAGCGGUAUCAUGGCCAUACUAUUUUGCGGAAUCGUCAUGUCUCACUACACGCAUUUCAACCUAUCAACUGUCACUCAAAUCACCAUGCAACAGACGAUGCGGACAUUGGCUUUCAUAGCUGAAACCUGCGUUUUUGCUUAUCUUGGCUUGGCAAUUUUUUCGUUCAAACACCAAGUUGAAUUAUCAUUUGUUAUAUGGGCAAUAGUACUUUGCCUAAUUGGACGCGCCUGCAACAUUUUUCCGCUAGCGUUCUUGGUCAACAAGUUCCGGGAGCAUAAGAUCAACAACAAGAUGCAGUUCAUCAUGUGGUUUUCAGGCCUACGCGGAGCCAUUUCCUACGCACUGUCUUUGCACUUAAACCUCGACAGCCAGGAGAAGCGCCACGUCAUCAUAACAACUACACUGAUCAUCGUGCUGUUCACUACGCUAGUACUGGGCGGCUCGACGAUGCCGUUGCUGAAAUAUCUUAAGCCAGGCAAGAAACGCCGCACACGAGGCUCUGUGCGUAAUACCCCUGAUGAGAGUGGCCGUCGAAGUGGAAGCGGCCGAAAGCGGUCGAAAUCUAUUUCCCUGUCGAAGACUCGUGAAUGGGGUCAGGCAAUCGACUCGGAGCACCUGUCGGAACUGACUGAGGAGGAGGACGUCACCUUUACACAGGCCCGCGAUCGCUUUGGGCGCAUGGAUCGCAAAUACUUUAUUCCUUUCUUUACGCGACGGUUUAACAGUCAGGAACUGCACGAAUGCAAGUCGCAAAUGGCCGACCUGACUAACAAGUGGUACCAAGCCAUUCGUGUGAGUCCAUUGGAUUCGGAUGAAUCUGAUGAAGAGAUCGGGCUGGCGGCCAGCACAAGUCAGAGUCAUCUGACACGAUCGUAGGAAUUCGAGGGCUGUUUUGGGGAACACUGGCUGUGUUGGGUAACUUCGGUGGCCAAAGAGAACGAUCGUAUUUAUUAAUUAAGUUGUUCUAGUUAAAAUUUAUCGUAUUUACUUAUACAACGCGGUGGUGGUAAUUGUUAACUCGUCUAUACUUUCCUUGUUCCAAAAUGUUUAUUUUUUAUCCGUAUCUUACUAGUUCCUUUAUUUAUCCGCUUCAAACAGUAUUUCGUUGCGCACAAAAGUUGGUCUUCAAAAUAGCAAUUGCGACGUCACAAAAACAGACUACGUCAGAAAAUUAUCUUUAAACUAUUUAUUGAUACUUGAAUGUAUGUUAUGACUGUAUUUGUGAUUUUGUACAUUGAAACCAAAUAUAAUACAUAAUUAAAUGUGAUACCAUUAACAAAAUGUGAUCUUGACCGGCUUGGUGAAAUUACAUUUUUUGUUAAGGAAAAAUAUAA
This is a messenger RNA of Drosophila biarmipes, 2526 nucleotides long. RefSeq names its product sodium/hydrogen exchanger 8 (gene Nhe1). Gene Ontology annotation, cellular component: Golgi apparatus; membrane. Lineage: Eukaryota; Metazoa; Arthropoda; Insecta; Diptera; Drosophilidae. Gene Ontology annotation, biological process: sodium ion transport; regulation of pH; proton transmembrane transport. The record is from RefSeq and is a predicted model, not a curated record. Gene Ontology annotation, molecular function: sodium:proton antiporter activity. The transcript has 5 exons. Bases 122 to 2068 code for a protein of 648 amino acids.